Messenger RNA from Thunnus maccoyii (southern bluefin tuna), 5519 nucleotides. RefSeq names its product polyhomeotic-like protein 1. Gene Ontology annotation, cellular component: nucleus; PRC1 complex. Lineage: Eukaryota; Metazoa; Chordata; Actinopteri; Scombriformes; Scombridae. Gene Ontology annotation, molecular function: zinc ion binding; protein binding. Bases 281 to 3091 code for a protein of 936 amino acids. The record is from RefSeq and is a predicted model, not a curated record. The transcript is spliced from 16 exons.
UCGUCAUUCCGUCGCGCCGGAAAAGGCAGAGCAGCGGAAAAAAGGAGGCGUUGCCCUCCAACAACACAUCAGCUGCAAAUUUAUGCAAAACACUGAAAGCACUGCUGCUGCUGCUGCUGCUGCCGCCGCUGCUGCCGCCGUCCUGCAAAGCACCAGAAAGCAGCAACAACAAACAUCACGUUAGAAAGAAGCUCCGCACACCGUCCAGCCGCUCCGAGUCGUUUCACCGCCGGCAGCCGGUGCAGGAGGAGGCUGAAGACCCCGGACCGGUGACGCAGCCAUGGAGACGGAUGGAGAGCAGAACCAGCAGGGGGCCUCCACCAAUGGGAACGCAGCAUCCGGGACGAGCUCCCGACCCUCUCCGAUGAACUCCAUGUCUCUGUACGAAAGACAGGCGGUGCAGGCCCUGCAGGCGUUACAGAGGCAGCCGAACGCAGCUCAGUACUUCCAGCAGCUGAUGCUGCAGCAGCAGAUCAACAAUGCCCAGCUGCAGAACCUGGCCGCUGUGCAACAGGUAAAGGCUACUCUGGCUGCCAGUCGUCAGUCAAGUCCUUCCAGCAGCAGCUCCUCUCAGAACACCAGCACCACAGCUGCCAGUGUAACAUCUGGAUCAGGGUCCAGUACCAGCAGCCGUCCUAUGGGCGCCUCGGCAACGUCCACAAUCAGCCAAUCGGUGCUGCUGAGUGGGACGGCGGGAGGGCAGGGACAGAUGUAUCUGAGGGUCAACCGCUCCCUGAGGGCCCCCAUCUCCUCACAGCUCAUCUUUAUGCCUGGCAACACGGCAACCGCUGCUGUGGCAACCGUUACCCAGCAGCCCCAGGCUCAGCAACAGCAACAGGAAGUGACACCAACUUCCUCUUCCAGCAGCCAAUCAGAUAACGAUCAGGUCCAGAACCUUGCUAUGCGAGGUGUGUCCAGUCCCAAAGGUGUUGGUGUUAAGACUGAAGCCCCGGAGAGGAGUGACUCAGCUGCCUUCUCCCUGGUCCAGCCCUCCCACCAGUCAAACCCCCAGUCCCCCACUAAGCCAAGCCAGCCUCAGCCCCAGCCGCCCCACAUCAAGAUCCCCACCUACCCUCAGCCCACCAACCUCAAAGCCCACCCUGCCUCCUCCUCCGGCGCCUCAUCCUCCUCCUCUUCCUCCACCUCCUCCAUCCCUCUCUCCCAGCUCCUGCUUCACGGAACCCGGACCCUCACCACAGUAACCACAUCUCCCACAGCAGCGCACACUUUGGUGCUGACGUCAAACGCGGCCUCCCAGCCCCACGGGUACCCUGUUGGCACGGCGACCAUAAAACCGGCCGUCAACGCUCAGACUCUGGUGGUGCAGCCUCUGCAGAAGACGUCGCUCAGCGCCGAGAAAUCGGGCCACGGCAACGGACCAAUCCCCAUCCAACCCAAAACUCUGCAGGGCCUCCGCCUGCCUCUCCAGCUGCCUUCCAGAAACCCUCCUCCCAUCCUGCCCGCUCCACCGCCCGCCAGCAGCUCCGCCCAGCCCCCCCAGCCGCCACACAUCCCGGUUCAGAUCGUGGGUGCCAGGCAGAGCACGCUGGGAAACGCCCAGGCUCUGGCUCUGGCCCGGGGCAGCUGCAGCCAGGACGGAGCCGCCGUCCUCACCAGCUCGUCCAGCCUGCUCACCAUGGUGGCGUCCAUCGCUUCCAGGGAGGGCGGGGUCAUGGGCAGAGGGGUGGGACUAAAGACCCUUCAGUUGCCCCAAGAGGCUCCCCCAUUGGCUCAGGUCUCUCAGGUGCAUCCACAAGCUAAUCAAAGCUCUGGACAGAGUCAGAACGGACCCCUGGCUUCGAGUCCCGCCUCCUCCCAGUCGCCCACCAUUUCUUCUCCUCCUCCCUCACUGUCUCGCUCAGCGCUCUCCCUCCCCCUGGCAGCGGAAGAGCAGAGAGGAGCGGCAGCUGGUGUGACAACCAAUGGAGACUCAGCAGGAAGUCAGACACCACAGGGAAAGCAGAUGACAGGCUCGCUUAAACGUAAAUCGGACUCCAAUUCAGCUAAUGAUGAAGAUGGCCCCUCCCCCCCACAGCUCCAGCCUGUCAGAGAUCACGCCACAGCGCUACCGACCAAUCCCAUCGAAGCAGUCCCUGUUGCUCCUCCUCCCGCCUCCUCCUCCUCCUCCUCCUCCUCCUCCUCUCCCUCUCCAGCUCUGUCGGUGUCGCGGGGGGGCUGCGUUCAGGGGGAGAGAGCUCCUCCUCCUCAAGCCGUGGUUAAACCGCAUGUCCUUACUCACCUCAUAGAGGGCUUCGUCAUUCAGGAAGGGGCAGAGCCUUUCCCUGUAUGUGGUUCAGUAAAGGACUCGGCUGGUGAGGAUUUAACAAACGACAGUCCGGACACUAAUCAAUCAGAGACUGUUACCACAGCAACAGUGCUGAAGUGUGAGUACUGUAAAAACUUUGCUCCUGCCAGCCAGUUCAGAGGCACCAAAAGGUUCUGCUCCAUGACUUGUGCCAAGAGUAUGUAUUGGUUCCCCAGGUACAACGUCAGCUUCAGACAGCACUUCUGCGUGCGGCAGAGUCACAGCCAGGGUCAAGAUCACGCUUCGGGUCAGGAUCAAGGCCAAGGUCACUUCUCGAACUCGGACGAGGAGGGAGGCAUCGCCAGGCGGAGGGUUCCACGCAGGACCAGCUCGGAAAUAGCCAGUGCCAAGAUAGCAGGGAGACCCAUACCUGUGAAGGAAGAAACUCAACUCGCAGCAAAGUGCACUGCACAGCCAAAAUGCCGUUCAGAGUCCAGCCAUUCAGAGGAGGAGUCCAGCGUAGAGGAGGACGAAGACGACCCCAUGUCCCUCUCGCCCGCCUCCUCAGCUUCCUGCCACCACCAGCCUCCUCCUCCUCCGCUCCCGACGGAGAGUUCCGCGCCCAGCUGCCUGACGGCGAACCCCGCCCAGUGGAGCGUGGAGGAUGUGUCACAGUUUAUUUCCUCGCUACAAGGCUGUGAGGAACUGGCCUCUCAGUUCCUGUCGCAGGAGAUCGACGGUCAGGCUCUGCUGCUGCUGAAGGAGGAGCAUCUCAUGUCCACCAUGAACAUCAAGCUGGGUCCCGCCCUCAAGAUCUGCGCCCACAUUAACAAUCUGAGAGACUGAUGUCAGUGUGUUUCCAUAAAUCCACCAUGUUCAAAGUCAAGCCCCGGGCAUUUACCCCAAACUCUUCUUCUACGCUCUUUAGCCCAAACUGGGGCACUUGAAUCUGUUGUUGGUUUGUCUACUCUUCACCACCAUUUUUUUUAAAAGAGCACCUUGCAAAUCUGCCAUGUGUUGCAAGUUGCAAAUGCAAAUGACCAUAUUUAUUUUGGUGAUACAUGUCCUCUGAAAAAUACUAUUUCUACACAAAAUCAUUUGCAAUCCAUAAUUGUUGUGAUUUCUUUGAUUGCUUUUUUUUUUUUAGAUUUCAGUUGUCUGCCUGUCGUGAAAAAAUGGAGAGAUACUGUAGACGAAUGCAUAGCUGUUUGUGAAUGUAUAUUUUUAAUGCAAAAAUCAUUUGCGUUAAUCAGAAAACAAGAAAAAGUCAAAUCUACAGUAAUUGCACAGGAUUCCCCAAAUUAUACCAGUUAUGUGCAAAUAGGGCUAAAGUUGUUCUCUCUUUGACUUAAGCUGUGCUGUUCUCGCUACACUUCUGCUAAAAUACUACAAAACAGUCAAAGAGAGAGAGAGGGAAUAUACUGAAAAGGAAACGCGCUGUUGUUUCAUUCAUUGUAUCAUAGUGUACAGGAAAAGUAUUUUUUGAAAGGUUCGCCCACUUCUUUGGCUUCAGCUGAGAAAAGUCAAACACUCAUGGCUUUUCCCUGAUUUUUUUUUUUUUUGGUCUUGUUUUUCCGAUAAUAUCGCCACACCUGAUUUAAGCUACACUCUCAGUAUAUAAUUAGGACAGCAACGCAAUAAAGAAAACACGGAUUUCAUUUAAGUCGAACCAAAAUUUAUAUAUCAAGUCAAUAUCUCAAAGAUUACAGUUGACUAUUUUCAAAAAAAAAAAAGUAUUUUGGAGGGAAAACACUCAGAUUAUUUAGAUCUUUAAAGUUAUGUAUGUGAUAAAAUAUGGUACUUUCAACAUUGUAAUUAUUUUUAAGAAUAGGCGUACUUUUUAAAUUGUGGCCUGUUCUAUAACUUACAGGGUACAGUGAGAGUUACAGGGUACCGGCUGCAGAAAUGCUCCACAUGAAAACCCAAAUGUCUCCCAAGAGAAUUUCAACCUUUUAAGUGAAAAAAAAAAAAUACUGCGAAAAUACAGAUUUUUGCACCGUUUUUCUUACAUCUCUAUGGUUUUUACAUACAAAGCACAUCGCCAGUAGACGAAACCGCUGCUGCGGAACGCUUUUCUAAAACCGUUUUAACAUUAAGAGUUUCUCACUCUGUAUCUCCAGGAGAUCCAGCCUUUUAAAGUGUUUUUUAACAGAGGACUUUCUGUUUAUUCCACUCUAAAAAAAAAAAAAAACAACAAACUGUGAUUCUUUUGUUAUCAAUAUAUCAAUAUUGUCACUUUUUUUUCUUCAAAAUGGUACACUCCGGCUGCUCCUGAUCUGUAAUUAUGUGUAUGAGUGGAGGGUAACGUCACGGGCUUGAUUUUGUGUUGAAAGAAAUGCUGACGGAGAUGAAGAAAUGCAGCAAAAUGUGAUGAUAAGCUGUUAACUUGAAGUAUCUUUAAGCUACAUUCAUGAACAAAAACCAGAAAAGUAAGUUUAGGAAAAUAGGCUGGUAGCCACAUGGACCUACAAGUACAGUACGUUUAGGAUGGAUGAAAUAAAAUCAUACCUGAAUGAAUGAGCGUGUGAAUCGGUACACCUUAAACUAUACUGUAAUAAGUGUAAUAUUUGCCUUUAUAUUUAAAUGCACAUUUGUUUGCUGGACUGCCUUGUUUAAGCUUUUUACUGUAGAAGUUUUUUCUCAUGUUAUAUAUCUCUCUCUGUGAACCUUGUGGCCUUUUCUCACUAGUCUCUUUAAUAGGUUUAGAUGAGGAUUGUCUGUUUUUUAACUGCUUUUCAUAUCAUUCCUUGUUUUAUAUUAGUGCUUACUUUUUUACAAUUCAAGCAAUGACAUCUGUUGCCUUUCCCAAAAAGCGUGACUUAAUAGUAGCUACCUUGAUCAAGGAAACUUGCUGUCUUCCUCAUAGCUUUUGUCACAUAGCGUGUAACUACCAACAGUAUUUACCUUUUUAGCUAGCUAUCUUUGGCUUUAUUGUUAGUGACUGUGACUAUUACGUUAUUAUCUUUCAAAAAGGAUGAUAAUCUUUGAUAGCUGUGUGUUUAUAUUUCACAGUCGCCCCAGGAUUUUGAAGUGUUAAAUCAACAGGUCCCUCUGCAUAUUGGGAAGACCAAAAAAAACAACAAAAAAGCACUUGUACUACAUUACAAGUGAUGUGAGCCACAAUUUCUCAGCCAAAUCAUCGCAAUUCUUAAGUGUAACAUUUGUUAACAAGCAGACUGUCGUAACUUUGUUCAUUCAAUCAUUGUUUUCCCAGAGAAGUAGCACUUUUCUCACAAAAUAACAGUGGAUUCUGCAGAAGGCUUUUUUUUUUUUA